Molecule: messenger RNA, 1220 nt
Organism: Spizellomyces punctatus DAOM BR117
Lineage: Eukaryota; Fungi; Chytridiomycota; Chytridiomycetes; Spizellomycetales; Spizellomycetaceae
Exons: 8
Coding region: 74-1153 (359 amino acids)
Source: RefSeq, a predicted model, not a curated record
GAGCGAGUGACAUUACAGCAAGACACAUCCCACCAUCACUGUCCUUAUUGCCGGCAGAGGAUCCUGAAUUACGAUGACCUCGAAUGACCCAGGACACAUUGACAACCUCAGCGAAGAGGAAGAUGCCUACCUCCGCGGAUACUGGAUGGCUCUUUUUGAUGCGAUAGCCGAAGCUACCUCUGACCAAACAGCGGAAACUGGCUCGACAGAGAAUGUGCUAAAGAGCCCGCUAAUGGAAGAAUUUUGGCUGGCAUGUGCACACGAUCGACCUGAUCAACUUAUGCUCCGCUAUCUUCGAGCUCGCAAAUGGGAUGUUGAUAAGGCUGUCGCGAUGGUCAUGGCUACACUGAAUUGGAGGAAGGAAUUUGGUGUACGAAAUGUUCUGGAGGUUGGGGAGAGAGGAUUGGAUUUGAGUGAGUUGCAGUCUGGUAAAAGCUACUUUCAUGGGGUUGAUUGCAAUGGAAGGCCCUGCUGUUAUGUUCAUGUACAACUGCACGACAAAAACACAGUUGAUCGGGAAAAGACAAAGGCUCUCACCGUUCUGACACUAGAAACCGGACGCUUAGUUCUUGAGCCUCCGCAGGAAAUGGCGACCAUCAUUUUUGAUAUGACAAAUUUCGGAAUGAAAAACAUGGACUACGAUUUUCUAAAGUUCCUAUUGACGUGCAUGCAAGACUAUUAUCCAGAAAGUCUCGGUGGUGCUCUUGUCGUCAAUGCACCGUGGAUAUUCAAUGGUUGUUGGACAAUCAUUCGCCCAUGGCUGGAUCCUGUUGUUGUUUCCAAGGUGCACUUUAUCAAAUCCUCGGAACUCUUUAAUUACGUUGAUGAAAAGCAGAUUCCUGAACGCUUGGGCGGCUCCAGCACAAAUUUUGUGUACCUACCUCCGAGCGCUGAAGAGGAGAAAGAAUACCAACGAUGGCGUGCGGACAAAGAGGGCAGCGCAGAGGCCUGGACUAAAUAUCGGGCUGCGGCUGAGCGCUUCGGGGGUUUGACAGCGGCAUGGGCCCGUGGUGAUAUGGAUAAAGUGACGGAUAGAAGAGAGGCAGAGCGGAACUUGAAGGAUGCAUACUACGCAUUGUCACCAUAUUUGAGAACGAAAACUGUAUAUCAUCGACGUGGGGUCAUUAAUGAUCCUGGUUUUAGUAGACACUAACUGCACAUUGGACAUUAAACACUUGUAAUAUUUAAGCGACAAAAUUAACCAUUACAAAAACACGACA